AUGUUCGGAGGAGCAACCAGCAGCUCUGUUGAAGCGUUCAAUGUCACUACUCCAAAUGAGGUUAUUGUGCCUGACUUCAACAAUGGGAGACGGUUGCGGGUAGUGGUUGUUCCACUCACUACAGGCGAUCGAUUCGAGGCAAGUUCUCACUCAUUUCAGCCAAAUUCUGUGAACAUCAUUGCUUCCUGGUAG
Molecule: messenger RNA, 192 nt
Organism: Haemonchus placei
Lineage: Eukaryota; Metazoa; Nematoda; Chromadorea; Rhabditida; Trichostrongylidae
Source: the annotation of a GenBank genome assembly